Molecule: messenger RNA, 5072 nt
Organism: Hyposmocoma kahamanoa
Lineage: Eukaryota; Metazoa; Arthropoda; Insecta; Lepidoptera; Cosmopterigidae
Gene: mesh
Product: protein mesh
Exons: 22
Coding region: 116-4999 (1627 amino acids)
Biological process (GO): cell-matrix adhesion
Source: RefSeq, a predicted model, not a curated record
CAGUCCGCGGCCUAAAUACCCAAGCAUCUGACGCCGCUUGUUAAACAAAUAAAAUUGAUAUCCCGAAUUACCCCAUAUAAUGUGACAAACAAACAAGUGUCAAAUUAUAAAAACAAUGAGUGUAUUAAAGUUGGCUUUAAUUGUUGUACUUCUAGUUAGUGUUAGUGUCACUGGACAAGAGGAUCCUAUAGUAAAUGAAGAUGAAAACAUAGUGAGUGAAAAUCCAAUAGACAAUGCUCAGGUUGUUGUUGAGGAAGCACCAGUGGAUGCUGAAGAUAAGGCACCGCCAGUUGAGAUACUGACAGAAAACGAACCUGUGCUUGUUAGAAGUGGGAAGUAUCAGCUUUCAGACGAUGGUUUGACUGGUGGAGAGCCAAUCGACACUGGAGCAGUGAACUUUGGGACUGAUGAUGGAAUUCUAAAUCAAAGGCAAUUAUUGCCACCGCCUUCGCCUACAUCUCCUAAUGGGGUUUACAAUGAAUACGCACACAUUGACGGUCGAGUGUUACCCUCGACAACGUACCAAAACAAUGGUCAGCCCUACGUCAUCUCCAACCAGAGGCUUCAGCAGAUACGUGGCAACUUUCUUUAUUGGUUUUACGACCAAGGCGGCAAUGAAAACAUCGGUGAUUACCAAAGUGAUAUCCAUACUUCGACACCACAGAUUCACAAGAAUUUCAACUUCCAACUACCGUUCUUCGGAUUCAGGUUCAAUUAUACUAGACUUUCCAUGAACGGUUAUAUUUACUUCAGUGACCCUCCAGACCACUAUACCUACCCACUGGAGUUCCCCACCCGUGAUUGGCCCAGAGUCAAUGACCCUUCUUUCAUCGGCAUCUUCUUCAGCAAGUGCCGAAUUGGCAGCAUGAGACCGGAGGAUCCCGAUCAAAGGCGACCUGGUGUUUACUUCAGACUAGAUAGAGAUUUACAGACCCGUACAGAUCAGUUAGGUGUAGAGAUGCGUGAACGUGUAACUUGGGACAUUCGCGAGGGAGUUAUUGGUUCUGAAACCUUCUUUCCUAAACACGUUAUUACAAUAACCUGGAAAAACAUGUCUUUCGCCGGUGGAAUCGACAACUCUUUGUUUGUGACCAACACAUUCCAAAUGGUCCUUGCCACAGAUGAAGUGUUUACUUAUGCGAUCUUCAACUAUCUUGAAAUCAACUGGAGCUCUCACACUGAGGCUGGUGGUGACACAACGACCGGAGAAGGCGGUGUUCCAGCUUACAUCGGAUUCAAUGCAGGAAAUGCCACCAGAAGCUACGAAUACAAGCCGUACUCACAAGCAUCUGUGUUAAGAGAUUUGACAGGACGAGGUUGGGCCAAUGGGUUCCCUGGACGGCACAUCUUCAGAAUAGAUGAGAAUAUACUUAUGGGAACUUGUAACAAGGAUAUCGAUGGCGCAAAUCUACCGUUGAUGUUUGCCCCUGAGAGUGGUAACAUGCUCGGUGGGACCAUAGUUAAUAUCACCGGUCCGUGUUUCAACCCUAAUGACAGAAUAUCCUGCCGUUUUGACACUGAGACUGUCGUGGGUGCUGUAGUCGAUAAAAAUAGAGCUGUAUGCGUUCAACCACGAUUCUAUCACAAUGGUUAUGCUAGAUUUGAGGUCGCCAUUAAUAACGAGCCUUAUAAAUGGAAAGGACAAUUCUUUGUCGAAACUCCUGCAACAGCGGCUGAAAAAAUCUUUUUCCCAGGCGAUUCUGUACACGAGAGAUAUCCUGCAGAAGUCAAAAUAACCUGGGACCGCUUUAACUUGACCACCAAUCUUAACGUCCAACUUCAAAUCAGCUUAUGGGGAUACAAAGAAGUAACCAUUCGUCCUCAACUCGAAUAUAUCGACAUUAUUGACGCUGGAGUCGCAAAUACUGGAGAAUACACCAUCAAUCCUCAGAACUUCAGGAAUAGAGAAAACAUAAUGCACAACGACAUGCAAUUUGGUUUCCUACAAAUUAACUUAACUACUCCUGAAGUUUAUAAAGGCAUAUCUAUAUCUCCUAUUCUUUGGAGUCGCCCAAUUCCUCUUGGAUGGUACUUCGCUCCUCAAUGGGAAAAACUUCAUGGAAUCAGAUGGCCUCAAACGAUGUGCAACAACUGGCUCCGAACGGAUCGUUUCCUUAAAAACUUUGCCUCUCAAGUCUGGGUGUGCCCGUGUACUCUCGAACACGCGUUACUGGAUAAAGGUCGCUUCAUGCCUGAUGUAAACUGUGACAGGGAUUUGAAUCCGACUUGUAGAUAUCACUGGGGUGGUAUUCAUUGCGUCAGAAGCGGUUCUCCAAGUGCUGAAGGCUCAGGUCAGCAAUGUUGUUACGAUAAGAACCAAAUGCUAAUGUUAUCGUACGAUCAGAUGUGGGGUUCUCAUCCCCAGCGCUCUCACGACUUUGGAUUUACCCCAUAUAAUGAGGCUAACAAGGUUCCAUCAUUAUCCAACUGGUUCCAUGACAUGAUACCUUUCUACCAAUGCUGCUUGUGGCAAGAGGAACAGGCAGUUGGAUGCGAAACCUACAGGUUCGAAAGACGACCUUCACAAGACUGUGUAGCGUACCAAUCUCCUGGAGUCGCCGGUAUAUUUGGAGAUCCUCACAUUAUUACUUUUGAUGAUUUGCAAUAUACUUUCAACGGCAAAGGUGAAUAUGUCCUGGUUCGAGUAGACCACGCUCAACUAAAACUAGACGUGCAAGGUCGAUUCGAGCAAGUAGCUAGGAACAUCUACGGCCCAGUCAACGCUACGCAUAUUACUGCAAUCGUUGCUGCUUCUAAUAAUUCUGUUCCUAUUGAGGUCCGUCUUCGCCCUGAGCACGCCCAAUGGAGAUACAGGCUCGAUGUGUUUGCUAACAAUAAGCGGAUUUUCUUCGAUCGUCCGGCUCUAAGAGUGCAGUAUUUCCGAGGUGUAACAGUAUACCAGCCCAUGUACAAAAUAGACCAAUCAGAAAUCGUCAUAAUGUUCCCUUCGGGAGCUGGAGUUGAGGUCGUGGAGAAUAGAGGCUUUAUGUCUUGUAGAGUCUAUUUGCCUUGGACUUUCAUGAACCAAACUCGUGGUCUGUUUGGUAAUUGGUCGCUGAAUGUGAAUGACGACUUUACUCGGCCUGAUGGCACUGUGGUUCCUACCGAUCUCAACAACUUCCAAUCGGCUCAUAGGGACUUCGCAAGUUAUUGGCAACUUUCCGAUCGAGAAGUACGAGAUGUUGGUGUAGCAUUAUUUACAAGAGAAUACGGUCGAACCGCUGCAUAUUUCAACGAUAACAACUUUAUUCCCAACUUUAUAAGAGAGCCUCGCGACUUCCUACCUAUAAACAGAACCCACGACAUUAACAAAGCGGUAGAAUUGUGUCAGGACUCCUACCAAUGUCGAUAUGACUACGGCAUGACUUUAAAUCGACAGAUGGCUGAGUUUACCAAGAAUUCCUUGUCUGCUAUCACGAACAUCAAGGAACAAAAUGCACGGCGUGUGAUUAGUUGCGGUAUUCUAGAGACUCCGAGAUUUGGCCGAAAAAGUAACUUCUUCUUUACACCUGGAACUAGGGUCAAAUUCGAGUGCAAUCAAAACUUUAUCAUUAUUGGCGACAAACGCAGAAUCUGCGAGGAUAACGGAAGAUGGAACUUGCCUGAUCAUGGAUACACAGAGUGUCUACGUAAUCAAGAAUACUCUCAACGCGCGCUGUUUCUGACCUGGGGCAUCAUAGUGGCAAUUAUUCUACCAUUAGCUCUCCUCAUAUGCAUGUCGUAUUUCUGGUGCUGGUACAAACCAAGAUCAGAAGGCAAACAGGGAUUUCGUUUCGAGGACAUACCGCGAUCUAAAUCGGCGUCCAGACUUAAUCUUAGAUCAAAUUCAAUGGGUAAUAUCACGGACACGGCAAAGUCUUCGACGUUGCGCAGUCAGGAUUCCGAUGUAAAGGAACCAUUACCAAGUACAUCUUCUAAAGAAACUCCAUUAAUUAAAGGCAAUAUUACUAGAGCAGCUCCUUUACCUCCACCCGUUCGAGACGGGGAUAGUUCAGGGUUAGGAUAUGCAGACUCCACUAGGAGCGAUUCCGGGAGAUCCGAUAAAUCAGGGUCAAGUAAAAAACGUCGAGCUUAUGAUAAAACAUAUAGAACUAAUGAGCCGCUACCCGGUGCUCCUGAUGUAGAUUUCCCCGAAAAGCUUUGGGAUUUAUCUGAAGAAGAUCUACUAUCUCUAACUUCUCCAUCUGAAACUGAAUCUGCUCAAGGCUCUACAUUAACACGACCCGCUAAGGAUAUUGAAUACAUCAGUCGUCCCCGCCAAACUGGUCGUCACGCUUUGGCCAGUGAUUCUGGCUAUUCUACUAAAGAUGGUUCUGACGAUCCCUAUUCUCCAAAAUAUACUGGCCAAUACAGUCCCAUUGCAUCCUAUUCUCCAACUUACUCUGACAUUUACUCUCCUCCACUGAGCCCUACUUCUGGUAAUAGUCCGAGGAACACAUUUAACAAUCCUGGACUACCAGAACCUCCGAAAAGUGCCCCUAUUGACAAAAUAAAAACUUUCACUCUUCCUCCCAAGAAGGGAAAAUCUGAGUAUUCGGCUCGCACAUUGGGCGCUACAUGGGGAAUCAUUAGUGCGGUAAUGCUGCCCAUUGUAAUCGUCCUCAUCUGCAUCGGAUGGAGGUUCCUUAAACGACGCAAGAGAGAGGAAAAGGAAGAAGAAGAUUUUUUGCGAGUCAAGACCAGACCAAUCGACCCUGAUGAAUCAACAAGGAUAAACUCCGAUGACGAUAGCAUCCCAUACAAGAAGGGCAUGGUUGAAGACAGUCCUGAGCCAACGGAUUCUGUUAAGGCCAUAGAUAGUCCACUCCCUAGCGCAGAUCCACCACCUAACCCCAAUACUUUUGGGAUACCGUAUACAGAGCCAGCUUACGACCCUAAUCUAACAUACCAAGCUCCACAGUUUACUUACGAAGAAAAUCUGGACCAACCACAGCCCCCACCGCCUCCGCCUGAGCCUGGGCAAAGCAGGCAAUGGCGAGGAGAAACCGAGAUUAAUUAGGUCAUAAUAUGUUGCGGUAGAAUAUUUAAUUCCACUAAACAAGUGUUACAAACAAUGUUUUUCAUUCCCGACA